Oryza brachyantha (malo sina) is the source of this 1197-nucleotide messenger RNA. RefSeq names its product probable protein phosphatase 2C 59. The record is from RefSeq and is a predicted model, not a curated record. Gene Ontology annotation, molecular function: cation binding; protein serine/threonine phosphatase activity. Bases 18 to 1016 code for a protein of 332 amino acids. NCBI's taxonomy places the organism in Eukaryota, Viridiplantae, Streptophyta, Magnoliopsida, Poales, Poaceae. The transcript is spliced from 8 exons. Gene Ontology annotation, biological process: protein dephosphorylation. Gene Ontology annotation, cellular component: cytosol; nucleus.
CUCCGUGGUUUACGUGGAUGCAUGAGGUGCUCCUCCUCGGGCCAUUGGUCCUCGCCUUGCUGUCGCUCUUCCCGUGCUGCUCCUGUCUGUCGCAGGGCGGGGAGGAGGACGACGACGGCGAGAAGGGGGAGGAGGUGGAGGUGCCGCUGAUGGGGUCCGCCGGAGAGGCCCGCUCGCCGGUCAGCGGCGGCGGUUUCAGUGCUAAUGGUAAAUUCAGCUAUGGGUAUGCAAGCUCUCCUGGGAAAAGAUCUUCCAUGGAGGACUUCCAUGACACCAGAAUCGAUGGCGUUGAUGGAGAGACUGUCGGACUGUUUGGUGUUUUUGAUGGUCAUGGUGGAGCUCGGGCAGCAGAAUUUGUUAAGCAGAAUCUUUUCACCAAUUUAAUCAAGCACCCAAAGUUCUUCACCGAUACCAAAUCUGCAAUUGCUGAAACUUACACUAGCACAGACUCUGAACUUCUGAAAGCUGAAACCAGCAACCAUCGAGAUGCAGGGUCGACUGCCUCCACAGCUAUUCUCGUAGGCGAUCGUCUGCUCGUUGCAAAUGUUGGUGAUUCUAGGGCAGUCAUCUGUAGAGGAGGAGAUGCUAUAGCUGUGUCAAGAGACCACAAGCCUGAUCAGACAGAUGAGAGGCAGAGGAUAGAGGAUGCUGGAGGUUUUGUGAUGUGGGCUGGAACAUGGCGCGUGGGUGGUGUUCUUGCUGUCUCUCGAGCAUUUGGUGACAAACUCCUGAAGCAAUAUGUGGUUGCUGAUCCAGAGAUCAAGGAGGAGGUGGUCGACAGCUCUCUCGAGUUCCUCAUCCUUGCUAGUGAUGGCCUCUGGGACGUAGUGACUAACGAGGAAGCUGUGGCCAUGGUGAAACCGAUACCGGAUUCAGAGCAGGCUGCAAAGAAGCUCCUCCAUGAGGCCUCCCAGAGGGGAAGCGCAGACAACAUCACCUGCCUCGUCGUCCGUUUCUUGGAGCAGGGCAAUCAGCCGGGGAGGCCGGUGAACGAUCAAGCCUCCAAACAUACAUAGCUCAUCAUCUUCCUACUUACAUUACGUGUUCAUUGCAGAUAUCUGCAAGGUUCCACCUUUCGGUGUUGCAAUCUGCUGUGCCCCAAUGUUGUUCAGGGGCAGCUUGGGAUCACAGGUUGUUAAGUGUUGUCAUCAGUCGUAAUGUAGCAGCUUUCUCCUGCAUGCUUGCUUGUUCACUUAA